Messenger RNA from Phialemonium atrogriseum, 1309 nucleotides. RefSeq lists its product as uncharacterized. The coding region runs from base 190 to 1224 and encodes 344 amino acids. The record is from RefSeq and is a predicted model, not a curated record. NCBI's taxonomy places the organism in Eukaryota, Fungi, Ascomycota, Sordariomycetes, Cephalothecales, Cephalothecaceae. The transcript has a single exon.
GUGUAGCCUUUCAAGAACAAUUCCUUUCCGGAUUAGCCCGUUUUAUUCAGGUUAGUAGUAGCUCGGAUUUAUCUUUAGUGUACGGAUACGGCGCAGUGUGCCACUAUCAAAUAAUCAACCAGAUUUAGGUUACUUGGCUGCCCGCCACGGGCCCCACCCGAAGUUCAACCUUGCAAACAACCACAAACCAUGCCAGCACUGAGCGUCGCAACGGACCCGGCGUCCGCGCGACCGGGCGCAAACACGAACCGCAACCGCCGAAACACCAACUCGCGGCCCUCAUCACCGAUCCGCCCGCCCAUCAGCCCCAUCACGCCGACAAUCCCCCCGGCCCGCCUCCCCGCAUCAUCCCCAUCCAACCGGCCACCACCACCCCUACCCCUACCCCCAUCCAACCACCCCACAAACACGACCGCCCCCCCCUCGGGGCCCCCGGACCCGGACCCGUCCCAGGCCCAGGCCGUGGGCAUCCCCCCCCCGCGCGCGGCGGCCCUCCGCCUGGACGACAACCCGGACGCCCUGGCCCUGCGCAGCGCCAUCUCCAUCCUGCAGCUGCAGCGCGCCCGCGCCGCCCGCGACGUCGCCGCCCUGUCGCGCGCCCGCGACGCCGCCCUCGCCGACCCGGCCGCCUUCGUCGCCGACCUGUGCGCCGGCCGCGUCGCGUCCGCGGGGGACCCGCUUUUCCCUGCGCCUUCCCGCGGUGGUGGUGGUGCUGGGGGUGGUUGGGGGGGGCCAGGGGAGGAGGAGGAGGAGGAGGAUGAUGACGACGACGACGACGACGACGACGAUGGCGACGAGGAUGAUGACAUGGAGGGAGGCGGCCAAGACUCUGGGGCGGAGGCUCCGCACGACGGCGCCAGCGCGCAACAGCAGCAGCCAAGGGGCCAGGGCGGCAACCCCCCCAGUUUAGGCAGGGAGGCGUGGCGCACUCUUCCGCGGCCGCAGAACGUGGUGCGCUGCCCGCCGGUCAACUGGGCGCAGUACGCCGUGGUGGGCGAGUCGCUGGACAAGCUGCACGCCGAGCAGCAGCGGGCGCCGACGGGCGGGUCGCCGGCCGUGCUGGGGCCGGGAGGCGCCUACGAGUUCAAGGCCGGGCAGCAACAGCAACAACAACAGGUGGCGACAGAUGCCGAAGGCGAUCGGAGGGGGCUGGUGGGCAUCGCGGCGCCGUAUACGCCUGGCCGGGACAAGCUGGAGAAGAAGGCAAAAGGGGGGAGGAAAUGACGACGUGUCGCUGGCGUCGGAGGAACCUACAACACAAUGAUUAGAGGGAGCCCCUUGUGCUUGGGGUUAUUAUUUUCGGCAAAAC